Messenger RNA from Symbiodinium pilosum, 1245 nucleotides. The record is from the annotation of a GenBank genome assembly. NCBI's taxonomy places the organism in Eukaryota, Dinophyceae, Suessiales, Symbiodiniaceae.
AUGGUGCGGGUUGAGUGCGCCAACCGGGUCCAAGCAUUUGGCUUGGAACGCUCCCUGCUUUCUGAACCUUCCGAGCCUUCUGAGUUUUCAAGGCCUGAGCCUUUUUGGCGUGGUAUCCGGAGCACUUUUGCCUCAACUGCGGAGCCCGUUUUGAGGCAGAAUGUUGUUCCUCGCAAUUAUGUGUAUACGAUCAUACCGCCAACUACGAGAUGGUGUCAUAGUGGACAUCAUCUUAUGCAGGUGAAGCUGCCGGAGUUGGAGGAGCGAACAAAGAUCUGUCAUUUUUGCGACGCGCAACUCGUACGCGGCCAAUUUACGUUCACAUGCAGCUUGUGCAAUUAUGAUGUUUGCGUUGACUGCAGACAGCAGCCUGCAGAAGACAUGGCGCGAAAGGCAAGGCUCUCUCGGAAGAUGCUGAUGGAUCAUGGCCUGUGCUCUGGAGGAAUGCUGCCAACAUAUUUGGCGGUGAUCUCCUCCCCAGGAGACUUGAGCGAGAAGGUUCUCAACCAGGGGUUUAGAUGCAGGACUUCGGCUGGACACGAGGCUACCAAGGGUCCCCUGCGUGGAGCUCUGCAAGAUUGUCUCAAUAUCCAGAAGGCCUUUCGGGAGGGCGGCGCAAGAUUGCCAGGUCGGACUAUUAUGGACGAAUCAUUCGCACGCAAUCAGCCAGGCCAAGGCUCAGACUUUGUCUUGGAGAAGAUCCACAAGACCACCAUGCUGCGCUCAGUGCAGUUUCAGUUGUUGGUGGAGGACGUGGAUGUGUACGUUGUGUACUACUCCGGACAUGGGCAGAAAGGAACGGGUGCCUGGUUGGUGACUGAAGAUGAGGCCCUGUGCUUCCAGGAACUCUUGGAACUCAGUCGCCUCUAUGCAGUUCCUUUUGGAAAACUGAUUGUUGUCAUUGCUGACAGCUGCUAUUCGGGAGCCUGGUGUGAGCUUCACAAGCAGGCCUUCAAUCGUGACAAUGACAGAUUAGCUGCUUCGAAUCUCAUCGUCUUUGCCGCGGCCCAACCUUUGAUGGAAGCCGGUGAGCUUGACGAUGGCGGCGACUUCACAAAGUGGCUUCUUACCCAGCUGAGCACUCCGUUGUACAGCCUGUUUGAAAACGCAAAAAAGAAAUCAGAGCACAAACAGGGCAACCAGUCAUUUACGGUGUUCGAAAAGGUGGUCAGCCUUCCGACGUGCAUCCUGCAAAAACCAAUGGCCUCAGGCCUCUCAGGUCUUGUUGACGCUGAUGCAGAAUGA